AAUCCCUUGCGGCAGCAGGCUUCUGCCAGUCAGUUGUUUCAGAAGUAACGUUGGGUCCGCUCGAUCUGCAGGAUUUCCCCUCAAAAAAUAUUAUACAGCGAAUUUGUCAACAUGAUGUGCGACACCACUAACAGAAGUUUCAGAACUAAUCUGGCCACUAUUUUGGAACAACUGACCAACGCAGCCUUAGUUGAAAUAAGCAAGCUUGCCGAUGACUGCUCCGCCGUCCUCCACACAGAGAUAUCGCAACAGAAGAGUGAAAACGAUGCAUUAAAAAAGAAAUGCUAUUCACUUGAGAUUCAACUGAGGGCAGCCAGAGAAACACAGCACUAUCCAAACGACACUCUUGACCAUCGACCGAGUGGGACUCAUGGCCUGGAAAAACGUGUACAAGAGCAGCAACAGCAUCCCCCAACGAUUGAAGGCAUUUUUGGAAAGGACUGGUGCAGUGACCUAUGGAGAGAAGAAAGAGUUGCCACGGAAAGGAAAGAGAGAAUGGAAGCUUCUGCCACCAGAGAAGUGUUACCACAGGCAAUAAACCUGAUAGACAGUGAUCCCGACCUAAUAUUUGUGAAAGAGGAGGCAUACGAUGACCAGCCAAUCGGUCAACAGAUGAGAACCAGGGAUCACAGAAAAAGCGGGCCUACGUUCGAGGAGAGCUCCCUUCACAGAACCGUCCCCAACGAGCUUCGCCUUCACGCGAGAGACUUACACAACUUCACCAUGAACGCCAACAGCCAGACGCAGCAGCAACCAGGCACACAGCCCUCCGUGCCGCUCAUAGAGCAUCUGAUUGCAGACUCGGGGCUGAGCACCUUUGUCGACAACACAAACCCUUCCCAAUCCACCGGGGAAUACUCAGACUGUAUGAACAAUGCCCACAGCAACGGCAACAACAACGCCAACGCGGGUAAACAAUUGGCUGUGGACCAGCGGGUUAGGAAGCCACUGAAAACCUUUGAGUGCCUGUUCUGCGGGAAGAUAUUCAACUAUCUCAGCAGUUUGAAAGUACACAUCCGGAGACACUCUGGCGAGAAGCCCUUCAGUUGCCCCGUUUGUGGGAAGCGGUUCGCUCAAAAAACGUAUCUGAAACUACACCAACGAGUGCAUUCCGGGGAAAAGCCUUACAGUUGCCAGCAAUGUGGCAAAAGCUUUUCCCAGAAGAGCUCCUUGAACAUCCACUUACGGACACAUACGGGAGAAAAGCCCUAUAGCUGUGUUGAUUGUGGGAAGAGUUAUGCGUACAAGUACGGUUUUAAUCAUCACCAGUGUUUUAAUUGAUCUAAUUAAAAGCUGCCGUUUGUAAGACAUGAGCUGUAAGGGGGAUCAGAAAAGAGCAUCAUAAACGCGCCUCUCUCCCCCCCCCCCCCUACCUCCUCUGUAGCUUUACCAUCUGGGAGAAAUCCCCUGAUCAUUCAGAAAUAUAAAUAUUUGAACUGACCCAAAACAGAAUUUCUGAGAAGUGUGCCCACACGUCACUAAAAGUUUUGCAACUAUAUAGUAUUGAACUAUUGAGCUAACUAUAUAGUAGUAUAGCAUGUGUUAUUGAAGUGUAUGUAUCUUAAUAUAUGAGAGUAAUGAGUGUUCUAUGAUUGAUAUUGUAUUGAUGCACCCAGAAGAAGGCAUUAUAUCACGUUUACACUGCCAAUUCCUAUUCAGAGUCCUCAAACCGAAACACAAUAAAAUGUGUUACACUUGUGAUGUUAGAUUAGUUAUAUGUCUACAUUUAAAUAAUAAAACCUUUUUUGUUUUGACACC
This is a messenger RNA of Gadus morhua (Atlantic cod), 1758 nucleotides long. RefSeq names its product zinc finger protein 567. The record is from RefSeq and is a predicted model, not a curated record. Bases 112 to 1281 code for a protein of 389 amino acids. Lineage: Eukaryota; Metazoa; Chordata; Actinopteri; Gadiformes; Gadidae. The transcript has 4 exons. Gene Ontology annotation, biological process: regulation of transcription by RNA polymerase II. Gene Ontology annotation, molecular function: RNA polymerase II cis-regulatory region sequence-specific DNA binding; DNA-binding transcription factor activity, RNA polymerase II-specific.